AUGACCAAACCGGCAGAGGGACCGCAGGCAUGUCCAAGUGUCCCCUCACGGGGGACGCGGCGGCGGGGCUGGAGCCCGCGGGACACGUCCGUCCCUCAGAGCCCCUCCCUCCGUCCCUUCCCUCGAAGAUCCCCCGCAGUGCUUGCUCAACCCGGCGCUGCCCGGCGCUUCCGCCGCUCUCUGUCCCCUCGCCCCCGCUGGGCGGCUCCGGGGCGAGGCCUGUCCCGCCUCUGCUGCCCUGCUCCAUAUAUGGCGGCGCGGGCGGCCCGCCGCAGCUCCCUCACCGCGCCCAGGAUGCUGCGGGGACCGGCGCUGCUGCUCGGCGCGCUGCUGUGGCGCCUGGCCGCCGCCGGCUAUGAAGAACUACCAAGAACAGUCAAUAUAACUUGGUCUUCAAUCAAUUUUAAAACUAUACUACAGUGGCAACCAAAACCAUCAGGCUACUUCUAUACUGUAGAAAUACAUGGACAGACAUCUGACGUAAAGAGAAAAUGCAUAUUGACUUCAGAAACAGAGUGUGAUGUUACUGAUGCACUCAGGAAUGUAAAGGAGACCUAUACAGCACACAUACUGUCUGUAAUGCCUGCAGAGAUGGAUAACUUUGAAGAGCCACCUUUUGUAGUCUCUGAAAAAUUUACACCUUAUAGUCAGACUGUUAUUGGAAAACCAGAGAUAAAGAAUUAUUCACAAGAUGGUUCCAAACUGAAUGUCGUGUUCAAAGAUCCACUUACACCAUAUGUAUUUCCUAAUGGAAGCUUUCAAAGUAUUCGAGAUAUUUUCCAGCAUGACCUAGAAUACAAACUCUAUUACUGGAAAGAUCAAAGUUCGGGAAAGAAAGAUAUAACGACAAAAAGCCAUAAUUUUGAAGUAAGUGUUGACAGCGGAAAGAACUAUUGCUUCUAUGUCCAGGGAAUCAUUCCCUCCCGCAGGGAAAACCGGAAUGGUAGAGAAAGCACAGUGCUCUGUACCAGUGUAGGAAGGAAUAUCUUAGAUGAGUAUGGAACAGAAGUCUUUAUCAUCUUAGCAGUGAUAGCAGUUGCAGUCAUCACUCUUGCCAUUGUCCUUCCAGUGGUUCUGUGUAAACGCAAGAAAGCAAAGAGAGCAAGAGCUGUGAGAGAAAAGGAGCUGCUUAAUGGUGUAUAAGGAAAAAGUAUUGCAGACACUAGUGGCAGUACCAAAGCAAAAAAAAACCUGAACAACAAAAAACCUAAAUUGGGUAAUUGGGUGGAGCCUUUUAGGCUCGCUGAAACAGGAAUUCUGAAGCCCAAACUUUAUGUGGAUUAAAAAAUCCACUAUACAGUACAGAUGAAAAAUCCAGACAGGAAGCCCUGCGUCAUUAGUAGCCAGAGGCUGGAAGAGUGUUCUGGUGAUCUGUUACAAGCAUAGAAUUAUAGGAUGUGCUGAGUUGGAAGGGACGCAUCAGGAUCAUCGAGUCCAAGUCCUGGCCCAGCACAGCACCAUCCCCAAGCACACCCCAUGCCUGAGAGCCUUGUUAAACAGCUUCUUGACCUCUGCCAGGCUGGUGCUGUGACCACUUCCCUGGGGAGCUUGUUCCAGUGCUCAAACACCCUCUGGGUGAAAACCUUUCCCCUGAUACCCAACUGAAACCUUCCCUGAUUCAGCUUCAUGCUUUUUUUUGAGUCCUGUCACUGGUCACGAGAGUGAAGAGAUUGGCACCUGCCCCUCUGCUUCCUUUGGUGAGGUUGUUGAAGACCACAAUGUCACCCCUCAGUCUCCUUUUCUCCAGGCUGAACAGACCAAAUAACCUCAACCACUCCUCAUGGCUUCCCUUCCAGACCCUUCACUAUCCUUGUUACCCUCCUUUGGACCCUCUCUUUUAUAUCGUGGCACCCCAAACUGCCCUGGCACUUGAGGUGAGGCUGCCCCAGUGCAGAGCAGAGGGGAUAAUCCCCUGCACUGCCUGACUGGCCAUGCUGUUCCUGAUCCCCCCAGGACAGGGAUAUCACGUCCUGGCUGCCAAGACACCGCUGGCUCAUGUCCAACUUUCCCUGGAUGAGGACCCCCAGUCCCUUUCCAUGGCACUGCUCUGCAGCCCCUCGUUCCCAAUCUGUCUGUACAGCCAGGGCUGCCCCAUCCCAGGUGCCAGAUCCUGCACUUUCCCUCAUGGAACUGCCUAGAGUUGGUGACUGCCUGUCUCUAAAUUGUCAAGGUCUCUGCAGAGAGAUUGCUCCCAGACUGUUCCCAAGCCCCUUCUAUUGUCCUGUCAAACAGGAUUCUGAACUAGAGGUACUUUUAACUUGAUCAGUAUGGCCUUAUUGAGCCAGAAGAUUUAUGGUACUUGUGAGGGGAAAACACACUACUUUUGAAAAAUAGGUGUCCUUUACCUAACUAAAAGGAACAUUUUUCUGUUUCUAUGAAACAAACCCUGUAUUUAUCUGCCUUUUAACAUUUUAACUAGUGAAAUGAUCUGUUAGUUCAGAUGUGACAAAAUUGCUACUAUUAUUUCUGCACUUCUCGGAUAAAAUUAACUUUGUUUAUCUUUGGAUAUAGACAAAGGUAAACAAAUUGAAACUACUGCACUGGCAACUUGUAAGAAACACUAUUGAAGCAGAUACUUGUUAUUUAUCUGGAGAGUAUAUCCAAUUACACUACACCUAGAGUUAUACAGACAGGGGAGUCUGAUGGUUCCAAGUAAGUGUUAGAACAAAUACUUUACAGGCUUUGAGUCAGUAGUAACUCACUUCAGUUAGCACUGAAUAGGAAGCAGUCCUUACUGCAUUUUGAACAUAAUUUUUAAUUAAACACUUGAUGAAUGCUUUCUGUGGUGGAGAUUCAAAUCAUCUUGGUGAUGGGAUUUGGAGAUAUCUGUUGCUUUGACUUUUAGUAUUUAUUUUAUAAAUGAGAAUCUAAUUUUUAUACUGGUGUUAUCUGUAUUUAUGGUGGUAAUUUAUACUUUUCUAGUGAAAUAAAGAUGACUGGAAACAUAA
Messenger RNA from Oenanthe melanoleuca, 2948 nucleotides. RefSeq names its product coagulation factor III, tissue factor (gene F3). Gene Ontology annotation, cellular component: membrane. Bases 1 to 1143 code for a protein of 380 amino acids. NCBI's taxonomy places the organism in Eukaryota, Metazoa, Chordata, Aves, Passeriformes, Muscicapidae. Gene Ontology annotation, biological process: blood coagulation. The transcript is spliced from 6 exons. Gene Ontology annotation, molecular function: protein binding. The record is from RefSeq and is a predicted model, not a curated record.